CGAAAUGCGGUGUCAGAGAAAUAAGUUCGUUACUGCCGAAGAACAAGAACAGUGUUCUUUCAUUGUAGACGGCAAAUCGGCACCUUUACCUUGAACACAUAAAUAAGUUCUUCGCACAACACUUAUCGCUUGUUUCAUUCCCCCCUCCCCAUGUCUAGCCAUCCAGAGAAUGGCACCUCAGCUUCCCGCCCUGAGGAAGCAACGCAAACUACACUUGAUACACCACGCCCAGAUCAAAACAGGCUUUCUAUAGAAGAAAAGUACAGAAAAACGUCAUCUUCAAUAGGCCCUCAUGAACUGGAAGAACAAGAAUUGGCGAAUAAUCCAGAUAGAGAAUUGUUCUAUGCAAUGGCUACUCGGCGACUUAUCUUCCGAAAUGUCCUCAAAGUAAUCGGCAUGAUUAUCAUGGAUGUCGCACUACCUGUCCUUCUAUACUUUGUUCUGAAAGGUCCUCUAGGCAAUCCUGCAUAUGCCCUUUUGAUUGGUGGUGUACCAGCUUUGAUUAUGGUCAUCCUUCGUUUGAUUUACGCAAGAAGCUUGGAUGCCAUUGGGAUUCUAGUGUUCUUGGCAUUCCUGGUCUCUGCCAUUGUUGCCUUUGCUUCAGGAGAUGCCCGUAUUCUUACAUUUGAAAAGUCUAUCGUAACUUUGAUAUUAGGUGUUGGGUUCAUUAUCACUGUACUGCCGAUCAAAUUCAGAUCAGUGCGACUAAAACCAUUCAUGCUACUCGUCAUCAAGCAAUUGAUUCCACUUGGUAAUAUCAACCCAUCUCUUGUUUAUGGUUCAGCUAAUGUGACAUCAGUGGAACCUGUCGACCAACAAUACACAAACACAACCAACGUCAAACCUAUUAACAGCGUACAUCCUGCUGAGCAGGAAUUACCCAAUGAGAAGCCGAAUGGCAAUGCCCCUGACGCCACCCCAGAAGAAAACGAAAUCCAAAGAGAUUCUACAGCUACGAAUAAUUAUGAUCUGGAAACAAACAGACGACCCAAUCGUCGUCGCUCUAGAUUUAACAAAUAUAUCAUAAGGCAGCUGUUUGGAGAUACAACCGGCCCAUCCAUUGACAAGUAUGAUUGGAUGUUUGAACACUCUCACAGAUUCCGAUUCGAUAUCACUUUCCUGACGCUCUGGUGGGGAUUCAUUCUGUUCCUCGAAUUCAUCAUUCGGUUAGCUCUCGUCUUAUCUCCUAUAUCUUUGGAUGAAGUGGUGACAUAUGCCAAUAUUGCAUUUGGAGUGAUUUGCGCGGUUGGAGGCGUGGUCAGCAUCAUAUACCUAUUCUUCCGCUUCAAAAGCACAAAGGCUCAAGUGGAUGAGCGAUUGCGUGAAGCACGUCUUGUAGAUGAAGAAGGUAUGAUGCUCAUCCUAGCCGAAGAAGACUUGGACGUGUAGAAUAGAAAAUUGUAUUAUAUAACUCAGUAUUAAGACUCGUAUAUUCUUUCAAUCACUGUGUACUUGUAGCAUAACUUUAACGUAUCAUCAAUAUCAAAGCAUCGCGAUUUUGUCACCAAAACUCUCAUAUAACGGUUCUUAUUGUAAAGCUGAGCAGUCUCCGUCUGACAGAUGUAUCCCCAUUGCACCAAUCAUUCUCUUCUGAUGGGAACGUAUUCAAUCCGCCAUGACGUCCGUUUGCUGGCUAGCUU
Molecule: messenger RNA, 1640 nt
Organism: Umbelopsis ramanniana AG
Lineage: Eukaryota; Fungi; Mucoromycota; Umbelopsidomycetes; Umbelopsidales; Umbelopsidaceae
Exons: 3
Coding region: 151-1389 (412 amino acids)
Source: RefSeq, a predicted model, not a curated record